AUGGCAACCGCAUUUGGCCCCGAGCGGCUAUCAGGCCCAUCUUCUGGUCCAGCAUUCGACAGCUCCGCCGACCGAUUUGCUGCUUCGAUGAAAUCACUAAAUGGAUCUCAGUCACUCGACUGCAACGCCCAAGCUGAUGAACCGCCUCCAAACCCUCCAUUCGUCUUUCCAGCUCAACCGCCCGGCUCAGCAUCUGCACCUUCAUCCUUUUCAAGAGCGUCAGGACGUCGUCCCAUGUCGGCUAUCGAGACCCCCAACUUCAGUUUUGGGUUUUCCGCUGAAAAUGCGGAGAGGCAUGCUCGGUCAGCAUUGCCAGAUUUUAGCUUCAAUCCUGGUGCAAUGCUUUCCCCAGACCGCGAGAACAACUUUCUCUUGACUCCUCCCAUUUCUCCUCAUUCCCCCAGGAAUGGUGCGUCACAACAGAGACCCGGCGGCCAUGGGCAUCGGAGAGGCGGUAGCGAAUUUGUCGGAGGCCGUCUUCGUGAGGGCAAUUCAAUUGCCAUUAUGAGCACCAGUCCAACAAAGUCCGAGAGUGGACUUGUGUCGCCAACCUUUCAACCCCCACCGAGGAGAGGUCACCGAAGAGGAAUUUCAGGCGCCAUCUCGACAAAUGAUCUACCUAUCCUCCAACCACCUGUUUUCGAUUCUGCCGGCCGUGGAAAUAGUGCGCCGACAAGCCCGACUGACUAUGAGCAACCAAACAACCAAGGACCUCUUAAACUCGACGAACAAAUUACGCCUGAUCCUGCACCAGUACCCCAACCGGAGGCUUCGAAACAAAUUACAGGGCCGGUCGCAAAAUCUUCGCCUGACAGUAGUCCCAAGAACCCUAAAGCUCGCGUUGGAUUCUCCGACACACUCGAGUUCAUACCACGACCAUUGUCUCUGGUAUCCAACGAGACAUCUAGUACUAUAACAGCGCGACCUGGACAUUCUUUAUCUGGCAGUAUUUCAUCUAUCAUAUCAGCGAACUCGCCUAGCGGCCGUGAUAGUCCAUCACCGUUAUCUCAAACACCAACUCGCGAGAUAUCAGAUUCCCGGCCAAGCACAGCAGGUGCUGUACUUGAAAAUACUCACGAUUUGGCCAACGCAGCCUGCUCACCAAAGCGCCGAAACUCGAUUCCUACACUGCUCAAUUUCGCCGAUGCUCCCAAGGCGGAAGAUCCUGAACCCAGCCCGACCAGAAAGCGGUGGUCGUUCUUUGCUAGGGAGCACUCGAGUGGCAACACAUCUCCCGGCAAGGCACGACCGCAGAGCGCUGGCUCACUUGACUUAUUGACAAAGAUAGCGCCUGCAUCCAGUAAUGGAUUUGACGUCACUACCGAAAUCCUUGAUGCGACGCCAACCAAGCCCAAAAGCAGCAAAAAGAGUAAGAAGAAGAAAAAGAAGGUCAAAGGGUGGGCUGGCGCUAUUCUGCCACGAAAGCCCAAGUCUCACAACAAGCGCUCUAAGUCAGAAGGUGGUUGUACCCCAACUCCCCCAGCUCCCACUGUCGCCCGAUACGAGGGCGAGGAUCAGAUGUAUGGAGAGCCAGAGCUAUUGCAGAUAUCAACUCCUACACUCACAGUCACGGAGUCUCCCGAUCCUCCUCAGGAAGAUGCGGUACCGAAGCGAUCAGUAGAUGAAUCAGCAUAUCCCAUGAUUGAUUUGGACGCAGCUCUAGGUCCUUUCAACACACCAUUGCCUCUCAACCUUGAGUGGGAGGCCGCCCAGCGAGCAGCUGGCGGCGCUGGAAAGCGACGACUUCACAGUGCACAGGGUAUGAAGGGCUUCAGCGGUCCUGGAAUGCACUAUCACCGCCGUGCAGAAUCUGCUCCUGAUCUGCCUCCUUUUGACCCCGGCCGUGCUGGUAUGCACCGUUAUAACAGCAGUUCCACUAUGGCUGAUGUGUUUGAAGAAGACGAGGAGGACGAUGACGAUAAUGCUAGAUCUGGAACAACAGAUGACUCCUCGGAAGAAGAGACUGACUCCGACAGUGACGUUACGCCUCCGGCUGGUGCUGUUCGGGAUCCUCUCCGUAGUUCCCAGGACAAGCUAUCAGUACACAGCAUGAAACGAACUACUUCCAGUCUGAGCGACAAAGAUCAAGUAUCUGGCAGCACGGUCCGAGGCGAACGCUCAAGGUCAUCUCUCCACGAAAGUGUCAUCGCUGAGGAGUUUCCAAGCGUAAUAUUUCGUUCGCCAUUCAUGCCUGCGGAACGAUGCGACACUGCUGACUCGGCUCACUCGUCACUCAAACGGUUCUCUGCCCACAACGACCUUUCUCCUGGGGAAGUCAGCCCGUUGCACCUUCCAGCGCCAGCCAACGUACCAAAUAGUCCUUACGCCAUCAGCUACUCGUCCUCGUUCCCGUCGCCGAGGUCACCCAUGUCCGUCGAUGUGCAGCGAAUCUCGACAGCUCCCUCGUCGGUAGCUGAUGAGAACAACUUUCGGUCUCUGCUACUGAUGGGAGAGCCUGGUCCCGAGGUUCGCGUUUCAGUGGAUUAUGAUAUUCCUUCACUGACAUCGAGCAACUCUACGAUGACGCGAGAAAGUAUGUUUCUCCCAGGCCAGCGUCAAUCACAACCCACGCUUCGAGAGCCUCGCCCUGUAUCUGUGUCGUCUGCCUUUGGACGUCGAAGAUCAAGUCUGGCUAGUCUCAGCCGUCUCAUCAGCAGCUCUCACGGUGAACGGAGCAAGCUGUCGAUGGAAGUCACACUGGAUAGCGACGAGAACAAGAAAACAAAGAGUAGCCGAACAAAGAAGCUGGGCCGCAUGAUGCAGUUCUGGAAGCCCACCAAGGAGAAGGAACCCAUCAAGGAGAAAGAAAACGAUACUAAAUAA
This is a messenger RNA of Fusarium venenatum, 2823 nucleotides long. NCBI's taxonomy places the organism in Eukaryota, Fungi, Ascomycota, Sordariomycetes, Hypocreales, Nectriaceae. The record is from RefSeq and is a predicted model, not a curated record.